Messenger RNA from Astyanax mexicanus (Mexican tetra), 1680 nucleotides. RefSeq lists its product as uncharacterized. The coding region runs from base 1 to 1680 and encodes 559 amino acids. NCBI's taxonomy places the organism in Eukaryota, Metazoa, Chordata, Actinopteri, Characiformes, Acestrorhamphidae. The transcript is spliced from 2 exons. The record is from RefSeq and is a predicted model, not a curated record.
AUGACAAAAAUAAACAGUGGGCAGAACCUGGGUGGCCCAACGUCACUGUUUCAUCUCAACCACCCUGUUUUCUUUUCCUCCUCGCUGUCUCCUCUCCACGCCUCCCUGACCACCGCCUCCCUGACCACCGCCUCCCUGACCACCGCCUCCCUGACCAUCACCUCCCUCACCACCGCCUCCCUGACCAUCGCCUCCCUGACCAUCGCCUCCCUGACCACCGCCUCCCUGACCACCGCCUCCCGGACCACCGCCUCCCUGACCAUCACUUCCCUCACCACCGCCUCCCUGACCAAAGCCUCCCUCACCACCGCUUUCCUGACCAUCGCCUCCCUGACCACCGCCUCCCUGACCAUCACUUCCCUCACCACCGCCUCCCUGACCAAAGCCUCCCUCACCACCGCCUCCCUGACCAUCGCCUCCCUGACCACCGCCUCCCUGACCAUCACUUCCCUCACCACCGCCUCCCUGACCAAAGCCUCCCUCACCACCGCUUUCCUGACCAUCGCCUCCCUGACCACCGCCUCCCUGACCAUCACUUCCCUCACCACCGCCUCCCUGACCAAAGCCUCCCUCACCACCGCCUCCCUGACCAUCGCCUCCCUGACCACCGCCUCCCUGACCAUCACUUCCCUCACCACCGCCUCCCUGACCAAAGCCUCCCUCACCACCGCCUCCCGGACCAAAGCCUCCCUCACCACCGCCUCCCUGACCACCGCCUCCCUGACCAUCGCCUCCCUCACCACCGCCUCCCGGACCAUCGCCUCCCUGACCACCGCCUCCCUGACCACCGCCUCCCGGACCACCGCCUCCCUGACCAUCACUUCCCUCACCACCGCCUCCCUGACCAAAGCCUCCCUCACCACCGCUUUCCUGACCAUCGCCUCCCUGACCACCGCCUCCCUGACCAUCACUUCCCUCACCACCGCCUCCCUGACCAAAGCCUCCCUCACCACCGCCUCCCUGACCAUCGCCUCCCUGACCAUCACUUCCCUCACCACCGCCUCCCUGACCAAAGCCUCCCUCACCACCGCCUCCCGGACCAAAGCCUCCCUCACCACCGCCUCCCUGACCACCGCCUCCCUGACCACCGCCUCCCUGACCAUCGCCUCCCUCACCACCGCCUCCCGGACCAUCGCCUCCCUGACCAACGCCUCCCUCAUCACCGCCUCCCUGACCAAUGCCUCCCUCACCACCGCCUCCCUGACCAAUGCCUCCCUGACCAACGCCUCCCUGACCACCGCCUCCCUCACCACCGCCUCCCUGACCAUCGCCUCCCUGACCAUCACUUCCCUCACCACCGCCUCCCUGACCAUCGCCUCCCUGACCAUCGCCUCCCUGACCAUCGCCUCCCUGACCAUAGCCUCCCUGACCACCGCCUCCCUCACCACCGCCUCCCUCACCACCGCCUCCCUGACCAUCGCCUCCCUGACCAUCGCCUCCCUGACCAUCGCCUCCCUGACCAUCGCCUCCCUGACCACCGCCUCCCUGACCAUCGCCUCCCUGACCACCGCCUCCCUGACCACCGCCUCCCUGACCACCGCCUCCCUCACCACCGCCUCCCUCACCACCGCCUCCCUCACCACCGCCUCCCUGACCACACAUCUGGACCUGAUGGUGUCCUGCUGCUACCCUUACUGUCGGUACCCUUACUCCCAGUACUCUUACUGCCGGCACAGUUAA